UGAGACACAUCUUUCUGUUGCCCAGCAGUGUGCAACUCCUCCUCCUCAGCUGUGGUGUUGAUAGAUACUAAUACCACAAAGGCAAUACCACAUACAGGGUUCUCCCAGGGAUCUUUUUUAACAAAGAGGUGCUACUGAGUACAGCGGGAUGGAGGACAUUUCCUGCACUCUAAAGCAAAGAAAUACUCCAUUCAGGUGUGGUGCCAGGCCUUAAAUUAUUACAAAUAAUGUUUUUUUAAAUGACAGUGGCGCAACCAGUCCACAAGGUGGCGUAGUGCAACUCUUCCAUUCUGUGAGGAGAACCCGGACAUAGAAACAUUAUAUGGACUAGUCAUGGCUUCUGUUCGGUUGUCCAGGUCUCAGAGAUUCUUCAAGAACUUCUCUCUGAUCCUCCUGAGUGGAUCCGUCUCUCUGCUCCUGUGGGCCGCUCUCAGACGCCCGCCGGUCUCUGACAGGAGUCCUCUCCCCGCUCUGGACCUCCUGCCCCUGGACUACGCUGCCGACCUGCCGGCCUGCUCAGCCAUCAUCCAGGGAGACCUGCAGGGUCUGGAGAGGAAGCAGCUCAGCCUCCUGCUGAAGACCAUGAAGAAACAGCAGCUGCUGUCAGAGGCCUUCUACCACAACGUGACUCAGGACUGUCAGAGGUACAUCACAGAAAGAGAGUUCAUCAGUGUUCCUCUCAGUCAGGAGGAGAAGGAGUUCCCCAUCGCCUACUCCAUGGUCAUACACGACAAGAUUGAGAUGUUUGAGCGGCUCCUGCGUGCCCUGUACACUCCUCAGAACGUGUACUGCGUCCACAUCGACCAGAAGUCAUCGGAGGCCUUCAGGACGGCAGUGAGGGCCAUCGUGUCCUGUCUGACUAAUGUGUUUGUGGCCAGUAAGUUAGAGAGUGUGGUAUACGCCUCCUGGUCCAGAGUGCAGGCUGAUCUGAACUGUAUGGAGGAUCUCCUGAAGUCACCUGUCCAGUGGAGGUACCUGAUCAACACCUGUGGAACAGACUUCCCCAUUAAGACCAACGCUGAGAUGGUUCAGGCCCUCAAGCUGCAGAACGGUAGGAACAGCAUGGAGUCAGAGACCACCGACGACUAUAAAUACAGCAGAUGGCAGUUUCACCACAAAAUCACCAGCAACGUGGUGGUCAAGACGAACGUCAGGAAGAGCCCUCCUCCAAUCAGCACCCCUAUGUUUUCUGGCAACGCCUACUUCCUGGUGUCCAGGGCCUUUGUCCGUCACGUGAUGGAGUCUCAGGAGGUCCGGGCGCUGUUGGAGUGGGAGAAGGACACCUACAGUCCUGAUGAACACCUGUGGGCCACCCUGCAGCGCAUGCCCUCUGUGCCAGGAUCUAACCCUCCGCACAUCAAGUACCAUGAAUCAGACAUGAACGCCAUUGCGCGCAUUGUGAAGUGGCGUCCCCUGGAAGGAGAGGUGAGGAACGGAGCCCCAUAUCCACCCUGCUCGGGUGUCUACAGGAGGUCCAUUUGUGUCUACGGGGCUGGAGAUCUCAGGUGGCUCCUACAACAUCACCACCUCAUCGCUAACAAGUUUGACCCUGAGGUGGAUGAUGUGGCUAUCAGGUGCCUGGAGUCGUACCUGCGCUUCAAAGCUACAUACCGUGUUUCACGAAGGACAGUGGAAUCUGAGAGGAUCUUACAAAAACUAUGAAAUGUUAAAAGUUGUAAAUAUGUUAAUGUACAUUUAUUUUAAAUAUGUUUUGAAAUGUUGUAUAUUUCUGAUGGUACUGUUGUACAUACAGUAACAUAGGUUUUAUUUCAAAUAUACCCUGAGUGUACAAAACAUUAGGAACACCUUCCGAAUAUUGAGUUGCACCCCCUUACGCCCCCAGAUCAGCCUCAAUCCU
Molecule: messenger RNA, 1858 nt
Organism: Oncorhynchus gorbuscha (pink salmon)
Lineage: Eukaryota; Metazoa; Chordata; Actinopteri; Salmoniformes; Salmonidae
Product: beta-1,3-galactosyl-O-glycosyl-glycoprotein beta-1,6-N-acetylglucosaminyltransferase 3-like
Exons: 1
Coding region: 334-1662 (442 amino acids)
Cellular component (GO): membrane
Molecular function (GO): acetylglucosaminyltransferase activity
Source: RefSeq, a predicted model, not a curated record